This is a messenger RNA of Ipomoea nil (Japanese morning glory), 2334 nucleotides long. RefSeq lists its product as uncharacterized. Gene Ontology annotation, molecular function: protein dimerization activity. The record is from RefSeq and is a predicted model, not a curated record. Lineage: Eukaryota; Viridiplantae; Streptophyta; Magnoliopsida; Solanales; Convolvulaceae. The transcript has 4 exons. The coding region runs from base 1 to 2334 and encodes 777 amino acids.
AUGGAAUUGGGAAGUGAAGAUAUUUCUCAACCACCAAAUCAAACUCAAAGUGUUGGAUCUUCUCAACCAUCUACAACGUCAACUACAAUAAAAAGAAAGUCCAAUGAUGUAGGUUGGGACUAUGGGGUACUUAAUGAUCCUACUAAGUCAUUGGACAAGAUUAAAUGUCUAUUGUGCAAGAAAGUAAUGUCUGGUGGGGUUUAUCGGAUCAAAGAGCAUAUUGCCGGUAUUUCAGGGAAUGUUAGCAAAUGCCCCAUAGCUUCAAAAGAAGAUCAAAUAAAAUGUAGAGAUGCUCUCAUUAUGGCGAAGAACAAAAAAAAGAACAAGAGAGCUGAAGAACUUAAUAUAAGAGCGGAGGUAAACAUUGGUUCACAUGAGAGUUUGAGUAAUACGCCUACAAAUAGUAUUGAUGUUGAUGAGUUGCAAGAGUCUGAACAAAUGAGGCCACCUCGUCCAAUUGGCCCUAUGGAUAAGUUUGCUAACCAAAUCAAUCCUGAAAUUUCUUUGAGUUCAAGAAGGGGCCCGGCGCAACAACGUAUAAUUGAGGCAUUUGACAAGGAGAGGGUGAACCGAGUGAAAGAGUACAUAUGUAGAUGGGCGUAUGAAGCAGCUGUUCCAUUUCAUGUUCUUGAGAAAGAUAGCUUCAAGUUGAUGAUUGAAGCUGCUGGUCAAUUCGGUCCGGGAGCGCAGACACCAAAUAGAUAUGAACUGAGUGAAACAUAUUUGAAAAAAGAGGUUGAUCGCGUCAAGGACAGUUUGAAGGAACAUGAGGCAUUGUGGAAACAAAAUGGCUGCUCAAUUAUGACUGACGCAUGGACAGAUAGGAAGAGAAGAAGCGUCAUGAACUUGUGUGUAAAUUCAAGAUUAGGCAUUGUUUUUCUAUCUUCUAAAGAAUGUUCAAGUGAGGCACACACAAGUCAGUUUAUAUUUGAAUAUGUGGAGCAUGGGAUUAAAGAAGUUGGAGAGAACAAUGGUGUACAAAUUGUCACAAAUAAUGCCGCAAACAACAUGGGAGCGGCUAAAUUGUUGAAGGAGAAGAGGCCACGACUAUUUUGGACAUGUUGUGCAACUCAUUCCAUUAAUUUAAUGCUUGAAAGCAUUGCAGGUUUACCCCGGUUCAAAAAAGUUCUUGAUCAAGCAAAGAGCUUAACUAUCUUUAUCUAUGCACACCACAAAACAUUGGCAAUGAUGAGAACCUAUACAAAGAAACGUGACAUAAUUAGGCCAGGUGUGACUAGGUUUGCUUCUGCAUUUCUAACUUUACAGAGUUUACUUGCUAAGAAAAUUGAAUUAAAGGCUAUGUUUAGUAGCAAUGAAUGGGAGGAAUGUAAGUUUGCCAACACAGUUAAAGGGAAAGCUUCCUAUGCUACUGUCACGAAUACUUCAUUUUGGCAAGGGGUUACAUUAUGCUUGAAUGUUUUUGUACCGUUGGUGAAGGUGCUUCGUAUUGUUGAUCAAGAUAAAAAACUUUCAAUGGGAUUUGUUUAUGGUGAGCUUAUGCAAGCCAAAGAGGACAUUAAGAAGGCACUGAAUGAAGUGGUAAGAAACUAUGAGCCUAUUAUUAAGAUAGUUGAAGAAAAGAUGAGCAAUAGGCUAGAUUCUCCUCUUCAUUUGAUGGCUUUCAUGUUGAAUCCUUAUUAUCAUUUUAAGGAUCCUCGACUUCAUUUGGAUGUUAAUGUUUCUCUUGGAUGUAUUGAGUUUCUUGAAACAUAUUACCAUGACGAUUUAGAAAUGCAAAACAAGGUAUUGAAUGAUGAAUUUCCCAUUUACAAGAGGAAAGAUUGUGUAUUUGGGAAGACACUUGCGGUCAAAGGAUGUGAGACAAAUAAUGAGCGAUAUGAUCCGGCAAUGUGGUGGUCAACUUAUGGUGGGACAACUCCAAACUUGCAAACAAUUGCGAUAAAAAUUCUAUCUCUUACUUCAAGUUCAUCGGGUUGUGAAAGGAAUUGGAGUACAUUUGAAGGGAUACAUACAAAGAAAAGAAAUAGGUUGGAAUCUAAUCGCCUAAACCAUCUAGUCUUUGUGCAAUUCAAUGCAAACUUGAUGAACAAAAGGAAAAAAGAGCAAAAUGUUGAAAUAUUACUUAGUAGUGAUGCAACCUUCGCACAAGAUUGGAUUGUUGAGGAUGAAGUUGAGGUUGUUGGUGAAGAUGAAGUGGCUACUAAUGAGGAAGGUGAUGACGCAUUAAGACCACGACGGAGUUCUAGAUUGAGGGAGCUUGAAGAAGAUAACUUUGAAUCCGAAAGUGAAGAAGAAGAAGUGGUGGUUGAGUUUGAAGAUGAUGAAAAUCAAGUGAUAGAUGGGCAAGUGGAAGAACAACACCUUGAAAGUUGA